AAUAAAUUAAAGGCAAAAACUGAAGAAAAAAAUAUGUAAUUGUAUCGAUGCCAUAGUCGAAAAAAAGAGCAAGCAGCGGCAAGAUUGGUGCUAUACCACCCGUCUCUCUUCCGAUUUUCUCGCAAUUCGUGACGUUUCUUACAAAACUUAAACUUUCCUCAUUUAUCACAAUCGAUCCCAUCUUUGCUUCCCUCAGGUGUUUAGAUCUCUUCUCUUUUUCGUCAUUUUAUUUUCUGAAUGCCAUUUCACUAUGAUUUCGUUUUCAGUGCAUUGAUUCGCGGCUUGCUCUUUUCCCGACGAUAACUCCUCUCUCUUCCAUUUUUUUAAUUUUUUAUUUAAAAUGUGAAUUAGGGUUUUCAGGGCUGUGCUGACGAUAAAUGCCGCAAGUAUUAUCAUUUGGUGUUUUCUAGUUUCGGCAUUAUAUUGAAUAGAGGAGAUCCGUGGAGCUGAGUUCAGUUGUUUCUAUCAGAGAUCUGUCAACGUUCCAUUCAAUAUCGUCGGCAGAGCUCUUCCUUUUUUUUUUUUUUCUCAUUGAUUUCGUGGCAUGGUAGAUUUUCUGUGGGGUCUGUUAUGAAUCUGCUGCCUCUGAUUGGAUCGACGAUUGCAUAGGGCGCUUAUGCACUCUUUGUCUUCUCUUCAUUUGUUUUUUGAGCUGCAUAGGGCUCUGAUUGGAAAUUUUGGUACAAAUUCACCGGCUUGUUGGACGGGAACAUAGAUAAAACAAGGCAGAGUUAGUUGUCUGAUACUAGCACUACUAUAUUAUAUUAUAAUACUAACAGGAUUCUUCAAUGGGGACUGUGGCAUUGGAGAGUUUAUAUUAUUUAUGAAUUCAGGACACCCUUUAUUGCCUUCAUCUGAGUCUUCCUCUGUGGUGGUGCAUCGCCGUGGUACUCCUACUCGCACCUUGUCCUCCUUUCGCUGCCUCAGCCGCAAUGUGUCUUUCUCUUCUUCCGCGUGCGAUGAGACUCAGACCAACUGUUUUGAGUUAAAAGACCAACAAGAAGAGGGACAGGAAGAAACUGCUGGAGUUACACCCCGUUCUUCUUUGAAACCUCUUACCUCUCUAGCACGUUCGCUUUCUGUUGUUGCCUCAAAACAUUUGUAUUCUGCUGACUCUCGUUCCUCUCAGCAGCACUCAUUGGAAUGCCCCACGAAGAAUCGGGGAAGCCGGCUAUCGUGGGGUUCCAUGGAGCUGCAUAACAACGGUAACACUUUUACAAGCUUUGAUAUUUCUAGGGGUUCGUCUGUGGUGCAAGAUAAGUUGAGUAAGUCCCGCAGGGUUCGCAACGACAGCGUGGAUUUUGAUGAUAAUCUGUUAUAUGCUGAAAACCCAAGGUUGAUCUACAUUAAUGAUCCUAGGAGAACGAAUGACAAGUACGAGUUCACUGGGAAUGAGAUUCGGACAAGCAAGUAUACGCUUAUCACUUUCUUGCCCAAGAAUCUUUUCAUUCAGUUUCAUCGAGUGGCCUAUUUGUAUUUCCUCGCUAUUGCAGCUCUCAAUCAACUUCCACCUCUGGCAGUCUUUGGGAGAACCGUGUCCCUUUUCCCACUCUUGUUUGUGCUUUGUGUCACGGCAAUUAAGGAUGGUUAUGAGGAUUGGCGAAGACACAGGUCAGACCGGAAUGAGAACAACAGAGAGGCACUAGUUCUCCAAUUGGGCGAAUUCCAAAUGAAGAAAUGGAAAAAGAUAAGAGCUGGAGAGGUUGUCAAAAUCCUUGCUGACGAGACAAUUCCUUGUGACAUGGUUUUGUUAGGGACAAGUGACCCUAAUGGACUUGCCUAUAUCCAGACCAUGAAUUUGGAUGGUGAGUCAAACCUGAAGACAAGAUAUGCUAGGCAGGAAACAGUUUCUUCAGUAUUUGAAGGUUGUAAUGUAUUGGGGCUGAUCCAAUGUGAACAGCCUAAUAGGAAUAUUUAUGAGUUCACAGGCAAUAUGGAGUUCAAUGGACAAAAAUUCCCCCUCAGCCAAUCAAACAUUGUUUUGCGUGGUUGUCAGCUGAAGAACACUGAUUGGAUAAUAGGUGUGGUAGUUUAUGCUGGGCAGGAAACAAAAGCAAUGCUAAACAGUGCAGUAUCCCCUUCAAAGCGAAGCAAAUUGGAAAGCUACAUGAACAGGGAAACAUUAUGGUUGUCCAUUUUCCUUCUUGUCAUGUGUUCUGUUGUUGCCCUUGGGAUGGGCCUUUGGCUUCAUCGUCAUGAGGAAGAGCUUGAUACCUUGCCUUACUACAGAAAAAGAUACCUAACAAAAGGAAUGGAGAAUGGGAAAACAUACAGAUAUUAUGGGAUCCCUAUGGAAACUUUUUUCUCCUUUUUAAGUUCUAUUAUUGUCUUUCAGAUAAUGAUACCCAUCUCUCUUUAUAUUACAAUGGAGUUAGUUCGCUUGGGACAGUCUUAUUUCAUGAUUGAAGAUAAGCACAUGUAUGACAGCAGCUCUGACUCAAGGUUUCAGUGCAGAUCAUUGAACAUAAAUGAGGACUUGGGUCAAGUACGAUAUGUUUUUUCAGACAAAACAGGGACACUUACUGAAAACAAAAUGGAAUUCCAAAAAGCAAGUGUCUAUGGGAAAAAUUAUGAAAGCUCCGAUCUUGCAGAUGACUCACUACAGGACCAUAACAUCAGAGCUGCUGCUGUUCUUAACAGCAGAUGGAAGCUUAAGUCUAAAAUUUCUGCUGAUUCUAAACUUAUGGACUUGUUGCAUGAAGACUUGGCUGGCGUUGAAAGAAUUGCUGCACAUGAGUUUUUCCUCACCCUCGCUGCAUGUAAUACUGUGAUCCCAAUUGUUUCACAGGAUACUUCUUCUGAUCAUGGAGGAAGUGAAUCAUGGGAAGAGGUGGGAACUAUUGAUUAUCAGGGUGAAUCUCCUGAUGAGCAAGCACUAGUUUCUGCUGCCUCUGCUUAUGGAUACACUCUCUUUGAGCGGACAUCAGGUCAUAUUGUAAUUGAUAUCAAUGGCAAUAAACUAAGGUUGGAUGUUUUGGGGUUGCAUGAGUUUGACAGUGUGCGUAAGAGAAUGUCAGUUGUUAUAAGAUUUCCAAACAACACAGUCAAGGUGUUAGUGAAAGGUGCUGAUACCACAAUGUUCAGCAUUUUAGCAAGAGACACAGAGAGGGAUGAUCAGAUAAGACGAGCAACUCAGAGUCAUUUGACUGAAUACUCAUCGGAAGGUCUCCGCACUCUUGUAGUUGCUGCAAGGGAUCUUACAGAUGCAGAACUUGAACAAUGGCAAUGCAGAUAUGCAGAUGCAAGCACUUCUUUAAUUGACAGAGCUGCAAAACUACGUGAAACAGCAGCUCUAGUAGAACGCAACUUAAAUUUACUUGGUGCGACUGCAAUUGAGGAUAAGCUACAAGAUGGUGUACCGGAAAGUAUUGAGGCUCUUCGGCAAGCAGGAAUUAAAGUCUGGGUUCUGACCGGAGAUAAACAGGAAACAGCAAUUUCUAUUGGUCUCUCCUGUAAACUUUUGACUGCAGAUAUGCAGCAAAUAAUCAUAAAUGGCAAUUCAGAGGAGGAAUGUAGAAAUCUUUUGGCUGAUGCUAAGAUUAGGCAUGGUGUGCAAUCAGCAACUAGAAAAAAGCAAAACUUGAAAAGGGAAAACUGUGAAAAUGGAUAUCUUGAUAUACCUGAUGAUGCAAAAUCUUCCGAUGUGCUACAUUGGCAUGCUGGAAAGGAAGAACCAGCUGUGGGUGCACCCCUGGCACUUAUAAUUGAUGGGACCAGUCUGGUCUAUAUUUUGGAGAAGGAUUUGGAAUCAGAGCUUUUCAACAUUGCAACUUCCUGUAGGGUAGUGCUAUGUUGUCGUGUCGCACCCUUGCAGAAAGCUGGAAUUGUUGAUCUUAUCAAGAACCGCACUGAUGACAUGACACUAGCUAUUGGUGAUGGGGCUAAUGAUGUUUCAAUGAUCCAAAUGGCGGAUGUUGGUGUUGGAAUAUGUGGUCAGGAAGGGCGGCAGGCAGUGAUGGCAUCAGAUUUUGCUAUGGGCCAGUUUCGGUUUCUGAAAAGAUUACUUUUGGUGCAUGGUCAUUGGAAUUAUCAGCGUGUUGGUUACUUAGUUCUGUACAACUUCUAUCGCAAUGCUGUUUUUGUGCUGAUGCUUUUCUGGUACAUAUUAAGCACAGCUUUUUCAACAACUUCUGCAUUAACGGAUUGGAGUAGUGUAUUUUAUUCCGUUAUUUACACAUCUGUCCCUACUAUUGUUGUUGGCAUUCUCGACAAGGACUUAAGUCAUAGGACACUCCUACAGUAUCCAAAACUUUAUGGUGCAGGGCAUAGACAUGAGGCCUAUAAUCUGCAACUAUUCUGGAUCACAAUGAUUGACACACUCUGGCAGAGCCUUGUUCUGUUCUAUAUACCUCUCUUCACAUAUAAGGAGAGCUCAAUUGAUAUAUGGAGCACGGGCAGUUUAUGGACUAUAGCAGUUGUUAUUCUUGUUAAUAUACACUUGGCAAUGGACAUUCAGCGCUGGGUAUUCAUUACUCAUGCUGCAGUGUGGGGAUCAAUAAUCAUUUCCUAUGCCUGUAUGGUGGUAUUGGAUUCUAUACCUAGCUUCCCAAAUUACUGGACAAUCUACCAUUUGGCAAAGUCACCCACCUAUUGGCUAACCAUUUUGCUUAUAACAAUUGUUGCUUUACUUCCUCGCUUUCUUUUCAAAGUUGUGCAUCAGAUUUUUUGGCCUUCUGAUAUUCAAGUAGCCAGAGAAGCAGAGAUACUAAGAAAAGUGCCUCCUAAUUUGAGGUCAAAGCUAGAUGAAGGUUCCAGUUAAAAUGGACAUUACACCCGCUUCUAAAAUGAUGUCCCAACCCUAUCCAUCAUAUGGCUGUCCCAUGGCAUGAAAUUGUAAGUUAUGACGAGUUGCGAAAGCUGAUUUUGCACCAGCUUGUGAAACAUGGCAGCACAGCAGAAUAACCAGUUUCUUAUGGAAAGGGAAUGAGAAAGUUGGUCAGAGCCAAGGAGAGUGGCCUGGCCCUGGUGUAUACAGCAUGUCAUCUGGAUGAUUCUGGCGAGGAAGAAAAAAGAAAUGGUGGAAAGUUGCCCCUUUUCGAGAUUUGUAUUUUGGUGAAAAGUGAAAUGAAUACUAGUCUGGUGAGCAGAAGAACUUCAGAGUGUUUGUUAGGGCCUUGACUAUCAGCAUUUGGCAGAGAAUGAGUCAAUUAAAAGGAAAAAUAAUAGAAAAAUAGUGGAAAAGUGUAUAGUAUAUAAAAUAGCUGUGUAAAAAUCAGGUCAACUCUUUUUUUCUUCAUUUUGCAAAUAGAAUGAGGUGUUGGUGGUACUCGAUUUCAAUCACACCCCCGUAUCAGCUUUUCUUAUGAUUCUGAUUCUGUUUGUUUGCUGAUAUAAUCUUUUUAGAGCGCCCAUUAACCCUCACUGUCAUUUUUUUCAUUAAAAAAAAAAUAGCAGAUGUAAGUCCUAAACAAUGAAUUUUAGGUCAAUUUAAA
Messenger RNA from Durio zibethinus, 5432 nucleotides. Its product is annotated as phospholipid-transporting ATPase 1-like. Lineage: Eukaryota; Viridiplantae; Streptophyta; Magnoliopsida; Malvales; Malvaceae. Gene Ontology annotation, biological process: phospholipid translocation. Gene Ontology annotation, molecular function: ATPase-coupled intramembrane lipid carrier activity; ATP binding; magnesium ion binding. Gene Ontology annotation, cellular component: plasma membrane. The record is from RefSeq and is a predicted model, not a curated record.